Ceratitis capitata (Mediterranean fruit fly) is the source of this 1840-nucleotide messenger RNA. RefSeq names its product probable cytochrome P450 4ad1 (gene Cyp4ad1). The record is from RefSeq and is a predicted model, not a curated record. The coding region runs from base 141 to 1796 and encodes 551 amino acids. The transcript has 9 exons. NCBI's taxonomy places the organism in Eukaryota, Metazoa, Arthropoda, Insecta, Diptera, Tephritidae. Gene Ontology annotation, molecular function: oxidoreductase activity, acting on paired donors, with incorporation or reduction of molecular oxygen; iron ion binding; heme binding.
ACCACCAAGCAGCGAGUUAAAGUCGAUACGAUACACAGUCUGUCUCUGUUAUAAAUAGAAACUAAUUUAUGUACUAUAUAAAAUAAUUUACUAUAUACAAUAUCAUAAUUUAAAACGUACAUUUUUUCGCAAUUACAAAAAUGUUUCUACUACUUUUUACAAUACUACUAUUCUCGCUAAUCGCAUGGAAGGGUUUGAAGUUCGUAAAUUACAUUGAUAAUGUUAUGGGCAUUAUGGAGAAGAUACCUGGACCAACUCCAUAUCCUUUUGUUGGCAAUUUAUUUCAGUUCGGACUUAAGCCAGAAGAAUAUCCUAAGAAAAUUUUACAGUAUUGUCGGAAAUAUAACUUCCAGGGCUUCCGUUCGAUGGUGUUCUUCCAGUAUCAUGUCAUGUUGAGUGAUCCGGCGGAAAUUCAAAAUAUCCUCAGCAGUUCUUCGCUACUCUACAAAGAGCAUCUCUAUUCGUUCUUGCGUCCUUGGCUGGGCGAUGGCCUUGUUACCGCAGCCGGCGCACGGUGGCUGAAGCAUCGACAAAUAUAUGCGCCUGCAUUUGAGCAAAAUGCCGUUAACGGUUAUUUGCAGGUGGUGCAUCAAGCUGGCAAACGUUUAGUGGCGAAACUUGCCGAGCGCGCGGCUGCUGAUGGCGUCGCGAAAGUCUUGGAUGUGCAGCCGUUGUUGGGGAAGUGUACUUUGGAUAUUGCAGUCGAAAAUGCAACAGGCAUACCUAGCUUCGAGCUGAAUGAUGGCAGGACCGAAUUGCAUGCGGCAAUUAUCGACCUUUGUGAUGUGAUAAAGGAGCGCACAUUCAGCAUCGUAAAACGCUUCGACACGCUUUUCCAAUUAACGCCGCAUUAUUGGAAACAACGCAUCGCGCUCAGCACUCUUGAACGCAUAAUUAACAAGAUUGUCGAUCAACGACGACAAAGUCUGCAGCAGUCAGCUCAGCAACCACCAAUGCAACAGCAACAACAGGAGCAAAAAUUAUUAACAAGAACAACGGUGCGUCCUUUCCUUGAUGUGCUGCUGAAUGCGCAGCUGGACAGGCGUACGUUGACCAACAGAGAAAUAUUCGAAGAGCUUUCGACAUUCAUUUUUACGGAGCAUAAUUGCACAACAUCCGCGCUCUCCUUCACUCUCUACAUUCUCUCACGCCACAAUGACAUACAAGCGAAGCUCUACGCCGAACAGCAAGGCAUUUUCGGCACUGAUUCAGCCGAACAAUUGGCAAAUGUGUCUAGCGUGGAAUGUGUACAUUUGGAGCAGAUGCGCUAUUUGGAAUUCGUAAUACGUGAAACGUUGCGUUUAUAUCCGUCGGUGCCAUUAAUUGCACGCACCAAUCGCAAGGCAAUCGAUAUUGACGGAAUGAAAAUUGCCAAACGCACAACCGUUAUUAUGUGCCUAAUAGCCAUGGGCUACAAUGAAAAGUACUUUAAUGAGCCGACCGUUUUCCGUCCCGAACGUUGGGAGCAUAUCAAUGUGAACGAGUCAAUGGGGUUGCAGGCAUUCACAAGUGUGCCUUUUAGUGCGGGUCCGCGGAGAUGUAUUGCCGAAAAGUAUGCCAUGUACGAGCUGAAGGCGUUGCUCUCAAUGAUCGUGCGCAAUCUAGAAAUUUUGCCCGCUAAAGAUGGCCUGCCUUCAGGCAUAAACGAUCACUCGCGCAUGGAUUGUGUGCCGCAGAGUGAAUACGACCCCAUAUUGAAUAUACGCGUUACACUCAAAUCGGAGAAUGGCAUACAGUUGCGGCUAAAAAGAAGAAUAAACGCCACCAAACAAAAAAGUAGAGUUGUAACGAAAUGAAAAGUUAUGUAUAAAAACAAAGUUUUUUGGAUAAAUAAAAAUUA